AUUUCCCAAGCCGUCGUCCCCGCGGUAGCCGCGCCGUUGGUCCGCUCCGCGACUGCGCACUGGCGCUGCCCGGGGGCUCUCAGCUGGUUUUAGAACUUGCUAAAAAUUGUUGAAGAAGAUGGGAGGUGCAGUGAGUGCAGGAGAAGAUAAUGAUGAGUUAAUCGAUAAUCUGAAAGAAGCACAGUAUAUCCGAACAGAGCUGGUGGAGCAGGCAUUCCGUGCCAUUGAUCGAGCAGACUACUAUCUUGAUGAUUUUAAGGACAAUGCUUACAAAGAUUUGGCGUGGAAACAUGGAAAUUUUCAUCUCUCUGCACCAUGCAUUUACUCUGAGGUGAUGGAAGCUUUGGAUCUACAGCCGGGACUGUCGUUCUUGAAUCUGGGCAGUGGCACCGGUUACCUGAGUUCUAUGAUCGGACUCAUCUUGGGUCCUUUUGGUGUUAACCAUGGUGUGGAGCUUCACUCUGAUGUUAUAGAGUAUGCAAAGCAGAAAUUGGAUGUCUUCAUCAGAACAAGUGACAGCUUUGACAAAUUUGAAUUCUGUGAGCCCUCCUUUGUUACUGGCAAUUGUUUAGAGAUCUCUCCAGAUUCUACUCAGUAUGACCGUGUUUACUGUGGUGCUGGGGUACAGAAAGAACAUGAGGACUACAUGAAGAGUCUGCUGAAAGUUGGAGGAAUUCUCGUCAUGCCACUUGAGGAAAAGCUGACGAAGAUAACGCGCACUGGUCCUGCUGCCUGGGAAACCAAGAAGAUCCUUGCUGUUUCUUUUGCUCCUCUGAUUCAACCCAUUCAUGCAGAUUCAGGGAAAUCGAGACUUGUUCACUUGCCACCAAUAACUGUCCGCAGCCUACAGGAUCUGGCUCGCAUUGCCAUCCGAGGAACUAUUAAGAGGCUAAUACAUCAAGAAACAAUGAGCAAAAAUGGAAAUGGUCUGAAAAACCCUCCAAGGUUUAAACGAAGACGUGUUCGCCGCCGUCGCAUGGAAACCAUUGUCUUCUUGGAUAAAGAAGUCUUUGCCAGUCGUAUCUCAAACCCUUCAGAUGAUAACAACAACUGUGAGGAGAUUGAGGAGGAGAGGCGAGAAGAGGAGGAAAAGGGUAUCUCUGAACUGAAGCCAGACCCCCCUGUAAACUUUCUGAGAGAGAAGGUCUUGAGUUUGCCUUUGCCUGAUCCCCUGAAAUAUUACCUGCUUUAUUACAGAGAAAAAUAAGUUUCUUUUUCAUAGAAAGCAGAAAGGUAGACAUAAAAAUAAAAUACUUCUUAGGGCUUGACAAAUGUGUACCACUUGCUUGCCUGUUAACAUGACCACACAUGGCAGUAGGCUGGCUAGCUGGGGAAUGUGGCUGCUGUAUUCUUAAACAUCAUAGCUUUUUUUAAGUUUCCUCUCCUUCUUGGUUGUAUGCUAUAGUUUUAUCCUGCAGCAGUGUUCCCUUUUAAAAAGCAAGCUGAUGAAGUGCUCAGCUCCUUAGAGAGAAGGAUAUCAUUCCCUGAAAACUAACUACACAGAGAUAUCUAUUGAAAUCUCUUGGCUGCACUUUCACCAAAUUGCAGUUUUAAAUAUUCUUAGGCAGUGCUCUAAAGACUUCAUUGUCCAUGCUCUCCUACUAACUUUGACACAAAUGGAGUACACAUUUGGUUUCAUUUUUAAACGGAGAUAUUGAUAAAAUCUGACCUGGUAAACCUUAUUUGUUCCAGUAAUCUGCAAAAAACACAAACGUACAAAAUCAGACUUUUGUAGUACUUUGAGGUAUCCAGGUUUUGAACACCUAAACAAAGCACUGGCCACCUUUCGAUUUGUGGGUCUCAGGUUAGCUAUAAACCUUACCUUUUUUUAGAUUUGAGGGGAAGAGGAAUGUUUGGCAGGGAGUUGGUGUUUCCUUCACAGAAAACAGCUUGUUUUGUAAAAUCCAGUCUGAGGUGAGAUGCAAGCUAUGUAAGGUUUAAAAAGAAAUAAGGAGAGUGAAAUUAAUUUAGAGUUGCUAAACUGAUCAGCUGACUUUCAAAGAUUGCUAGAGUGAUCAAGUUUGUGGCUGUUUCCUCUGGCACCACUUGUAAAGUAAUUCUGAAAAAAUGGGUGAGAAAAGGACAAACCUAGCAAGGAGCUAAACUAAGACAGGUUCUGAUAGCGCAAUCAACAGACCUUAUAUGAGUUAGUGUGUGACUGCUGUGCUGAACAUCGUGUAAGGCAGGUAGUCUCAGGCAUUCCUAGCCUGAACUAAAGGAAGUAGCCAGUGUCCUGGGAAAUGAACCAAACUUUGUUUCUCAGAGGUUGCACAGAAAGUGGAAACAGUCUAGGAAGCCAAAGUGAGUGGUUAUGCUACUGACACAUAAUGCUUAAGUGCCCUGUUUGGGGCUCUGCUGUAGCAAGGAGACUGCAAUGCUGUUCACAUAUACCUUGUCCUUGUAGAUUAGCAGGAACUAGAUUUACAGCCUUACUAGUUCAUUUAAUUUUUGUUUGUUUCUUUAAGUAGCUUGUGUAGAAAGACUUUAUAACCUGCAGUUUCAUGGAGUAUAAAUUCUAAUCUUUAUUCUCAAGUCUUCCUGUAAUGAUGGUAGGAGGAGAUUUAUAUUCAUGUGUUGAGUGGAAGAUUGCUUGAUUAUUUUGGCCUGUUUGAAAAAAUCUGUGUACAGUAUUGGGGCCCGAAGGAAACAAUUGAGGCUGCAUUGAUUUGGAUCACUCAAAGGCUAACUACAUAAUAAUCCUAUCAGUAGAUAAUCCAGCUAUGUUAGAAGGAUAUUUCCUCAUCAGUUGCAGUUGGUGGGUUUGAUCUUGAGCUCAUUUGUAUGGUCUCCUCACCUUGCUAAGAGGAGUGAAUGAAGAUUGUUUUGCCAAAACACAUUAACCUGGACUUCGUUACAUGGUACCAAAUCACACAAUUUGCAUUGACUGAGUUGUGUGUUUUAAAUCUUGUGCCGCACUUUGAAAAUGUAGGAAUUAGUCUGUGUCUAAGCAAUGCUUUUAUGCUCACUCCCUUUUUAAAAGUCUCCAAAUACCCACUCUGUACUUGUGACAAUUAACAUGUCUUUUUCUAUAAAAUACAAUGUAUGGAUGUCCAAUAAAAUCCCUAUGAACUGCAUUUGUUGUGACCUCAGAGGAUAUUAUUUUUAACUGUUAAACAGUCAUGUUCCAUGUUUGUCAUAGAUAUAUGCCUUUCUCUCCAGUGGCAAGACAGUUUUUCACCCUUUUUCACGAUUUGGGCUACCAAUUCCCCCUCUUAUUUAUUAAUUGCAGGCCUUUCUACAGAUACCGUGUAGAAGUCUCCUAUUUUUAAAAUGGUCAAUAACAACUUGAAGUGGAUAUUUAUAUGAAUAAUCCUAUUUGUUGCUUCAGUUACUUUAUCUUUGCAUUUGGCACUGUUUGAUGUUUUUUCCUAUAACUAUAAAAGAUAUUUUGUCAGAUUUUCACCAGAUUUGCCUUUUUUAUUACAUUUGCUAGAUUUUGUAGGGCUCUUUAAAAUGCAUAGAAAAAUAUUUUUCCUGUGUAUGCCUGAAUACAGUAAAUAUACACACAAGCAGUUUGGGUUCUAGGUUGUCAGUGUCCCAUUGUCAAAAUAAAAAACAUGGUAGAAAGUCUAUAUGUGUAAUAUAACUGUGAAAUAGUGUGGUUUGUAGCCUGUAAAUAAAGGGGAAUUGUAAAUAUGAUUUUCCCUGUGCACAAGCACUUGCACUGUAGUUUAGUACAGUAGAUUUGUGUGUUUACUAGAUUAACUGUAGCAUACUGUUUUUUGUAUAGUCUAUACAUUUUAUGGAAAUAUUACCUGCUUUUCUGAUUAGUGUUUAUUUUUGUUUUCCAGAUAGUCUGCAUUUAAAAUGCACGUGACUUCUUUGUAGAUUUUGAUAGAAUAGUAAGUACAUAAGGAAACAAGCUUCAAACUGUUGAAAUCUUAAGUAUGCAAAUUGAAAAAUAAGUGUGUAAAGCAAUUUUUAUUGUCAUUUCUAAUCUCAUGAGGCAUGCAAAAAUGUCAAGCAAUUGAAAACAAUUUUAUUAAAAUGAGUGUUUCUAUAUCAAUAAAUGCAGUAAUGACUUUUUA
This is a messenger RNA of Malaclemys terrapin pileata, 4028 nucleotides long. RefSeq names its product protein-L-isoaspartate (D-aspartate) O-methyltransferase domain containing 2 (gene PCMTD2). The transcript has 6 exons. Lineage: Eukaryota; Metazoa; Chordata; Testudines; Emydidae. Gene Ontology annotation, molecular function: protein-L-isoaspartate (D-aspartate) O-methyltransferase activity. Gene Ontology annotation, cellular component: cytoplasm. The record is from RefSeq and is a predicted model, not a curated record. Gene Ontology annotation, biological process: protein modification process. Bases 119 to 1207 code for a protein of 362 amino acids.